Amborella trichopoda is the source of this 264-nucleotide messenger RNA. The record is from the annotation of a RefSeq genome assembly. NCBI's taxonomy places the organism in Eukaryota, Viridiplantae, Streptophyta, Magnoliopsida, Amborellales, Amborellaceae.
AUGGUCAUAAAUUCGUUUAUAUCAUCUAUUUCAAAAGAAGAAAAAAAGGGGUCUGUUGAAUUUCAAGUAUUCUGUUUCACCGAUAAGAUACGGAAACUUACUUCACAUUUGGAACUGCACAAAAAGGACUUUUUAUCCCAAAGAGGUAUGCGUAAAAUUCUGGGAAAACGUCAACGGAUGCUGGCUUAUUUGUCAAAUAAAAAUAAAGUACGUUAUAAGAAAUUAAUCGGUCAGUUGAAUAUUCGGGAGCCAAAGACUCGUUAA